Aphidius gifuensis is the source of this 4592-nucleotide messenger RNA. Its product is annotated as solute carrier family 41 member 1-like. Gene Ontology annotation, cellular component: plasma membrane. The record is from RefSeq and is a predicted model, not a curated record. NCBI's taxonomy places the organism in Eukaryota, Metazoa, Arthropoda, Insecta, Hymenoptera, Braconidae. The transcript is spliced from 7 exons. Gene Ontology annotation, biological process: monoatomic cation transport. Gene Ontology annotation, molecular function: monoatomic cation transmembrane transporter activity. Bases 776 to 2359 code for a protein of 527 amino acids.
GAUAAAAAUUAAAAAUACAUUGUCAGUACUUUGAAUAAUCUUAAUAUAAAUUUCAGUAUAUAAUCACACGCGGUAAUACGUGCUCCAUUGAUGUGUAUUAACAAGGUGGUUAAUGUGAUCGGACCAACCAGGCAACUGUGAAUGAAAUUUGUUUGAUCUGUCAGUUUACUAAAUGUAAGUGAACAGUAAUCUUGUUCACUUGUUAUUCAUAAUAAAAAAUAUAAAUAUAUUAAAAUAAAAGUAAAAAAAAUUUCAACCUUGAUUAUUAUUAUUUUUUUUAAAUUAUUAUUAUUUUUUUUUUCUGAUAAAUAUACAUAUUUAUUUUUAAAAUCAAUAAAAUAUAUAAUUUUUCAUUUAUAAUAUCAUUGUAACUGAUAGGAGACUAUCGUGUUGUAUCAUUUGUGAUUGUGUGAACAAAGUAGAUUUUUUUUUUUUUUUUAAAUUUGUUUUUGCCAGUAAAAUUUGAAAAAACAAUUAGGUGGUUUUAAUUAUUUUGUGAAGUGGAUAGUUAUUUAACAAUGAAUUCAAAAAAAAAAUUGUGAAUUAUUUAAAUAAUUUUUUAAACAAUAUAUUCAAGUUUUUUUUAAUUGUAUAAUUUGUCAGUGUUUGUGUAAAUUUUAAAAAUGUUUAAACAAUAGUAAUUUGUAUUUUUUUAAAUUAUAAAUCUAAUUUAGUGUCUAAUAUUUUGUUAAAAUGAAACCACCUGGAGCAAAAAAAUUAUCAAAUGAGAAUUCUUCACUGUGGAUAUUGAAGAAGAGUGUAAUUUAAUUAAAAAAUGGAAAAAGACGUGCUAAAUCCUUAUAUUAGAAAUCGUGCUAGAAGUCGUUCUCUCAGUGGACCAUGUAAGGAGCCAUUAUUAUCAGGUAAAAUAAAUUCAUACAGAAUGACACCAACUGGAGGAAGAACUCGAACAUUAUCAGAAACAAAUACAUCUGUUAUUGGAUUAACAACACCAUUAACAAAUAAUGAUUGUCAUGAUGUUACAAUGCAUGAUGAUAAUAUUGAUAGUGGACGUCUACCAGAUGUUGUUGCUGAAAGUAAAUUUUAUGGUGUUGAUGAAACAAUUGAAUCAUAUCUUGCAAUAACAAUACAAGUAUCAAUACCAUUUUUAGUUGCUGGUCUUGGUAUGGUUGGUGCUGGUCUUGUUCUUGAUGCUGUACAGCACUGGACAGUAUUUCAAAAUGUCAAUGAACUCAUGAUACUUGUUCCUGCAUUACUUGGUUUAAAAGGUAAUCUCGAAAUGACUCUUGCAUCAAGACUAUCAACACAAGCUAAUCUUGGUAAUAUGGAUGCACCAAAACAACAAUGGUCAAUGAUUGUUGGAAAUUUAGUUUUAAUACAGUGUCAAGCAAUAGUUGUAGGUUUUUUAGGAUCAGUUGUUGCAAUUGUUAUGGGUGGUUUUAGAAAUGGUACUGUAUCACUUGAUCAUACAUAUUUAUUAUGUGCAAGUAGUCUUGUAACAGCAUCAUUAGCAUCAUUUGUACUUGGUUUAAUAACUGCUGGUGUUAUUGUAUUUUCACGUCAUUGUCAUAUUAAUCCAGAUAAUGUUGCAACACCAAUUGCAGCAAGUCUUGGUGAUAUAACAUCACUUGCAUUAUUAUCAUGGAUAUCAACAAUAUUAUAUGAAGCUAUUGAUUUACAAGAUUGGAUUGCACCACUUAUUAUAUCAUGUUAUAUAUUAAUAACACCAUUAUGGGUAUGGAUUGCCAAAAGAAAUAAAUAUACAAAUGAUGUAUUAUAUACUGGAUGGACACCAGUACUGGUAGCAAUGUUAAUAAGCAGUUGUGGUGGAUUGAUUCUUGAAUUUAUGGUAUCAAGAUUUGAAAAUUUAACUGUUUAUCAACCAGUUAUAAAUGGUGUUGGUGGUAACUUAGUUGCUGUACAAGCAUCAAGAAUAUCAACAGCAUUACAUAAACAAGCUGAUCUUGGUACAUUAUUAGUACCACCUGGACAAACACAUCCAGUUAUAUUUAUAACUCCAAUUGCUAAUUUUUUUGGCAAAGGUUUACAUGCAAGAACAACACGUGUAUUAAUGGCAAUGGUUAUACCUGGUCAUACAAUAUUUAUAUGUAUGAUUAAAUAUAUGAAAACAGGUGAUACAUCAUUAACACCAUUAUUUUGUUUUGUCUACCUCUGUGCAGCAAUAUUACAAGUUGCAGCAUUAUUAUAUAUUGCAUAUAUUAUGAUACACUGGAUGUGGAAAAGAAAAAUUGAUCCUGAUAAUUCAGCAAUACCAUAUUUAACAGCGAUGGGUGAUUUAUUGGGUAUUAGUUUAUUAGCAAUUGCAUUUCAAUUUUUAUAUCUUGUUGGCGAUCAAGAGCAUGAUCCAAUUCCAUCAAUUAAACCUCCAAGUGGAUAAGCAUUACAGUUUAAUUUAAAUUUGAAAAAACAAAAAAGGCCUUGAUAUCAUUUUGAUACAAUAAUUGCUUUAUACCUGGUACAACAUUCAACAAAUAUUGAUUUGUUGAAAUAACAAAAUAGAAGUAAUAAUAAUAUCAAAAUUAAAAAAAGAAAAUAAAUGACAAUUUAUUUCUAGGAAAUUAAUUUAAUCCAAGGAGUUAUUUUACUAAAUGAAUCAAUUGAUUAUUUACUGAAUGAAAUAUUAAAAGUGAUAAUUGUUUUGUUUUAAAAUAAUGCUUGACUUGUUGAUAGAUAUUAUUAUUACUUUUUUUAUUAUUUAGAAAAAAAAUGUUUGAAUGAUUAAUGUUUAAACGAAUUGCCUUCCGACGUUGUUCGCAUUUUGUAAAAAUAUAUACAAUUGUAUAUUUUGAAUUAUUUUUUAGCUGUGAAUUUUAUUAUUCAAAAUAGGUAAUUAAUUUUUUUUUUUUCUACUUUUAAUUGAGAUAAUAUAAUCAAAAGAAAAAUGGAGAUUUAUAUAUUUACAUAUUAUAUAUUUUUUAAAUUAUUGUCUCUGAGGAAAAUUAUAAAAUGUGUUUCAUAAAAUAAGAGUGGGAAUUUGUAAAGUAAAGAAAAAUAUUUGGGUAAUUAUUGAGAAUGAUUAUGAAAGUUGAAUAAUAUUUUUUGUAGUUUAAAAAAAAAUGUUCUCAAAAUGAUAAUUGAGAUGAUGGAUCAAUUAAAAAUGUAGAUAAAUUUAUUUUAAGAAUAAUUUUAAGUUUUUAUUUAUAAGAAAAAUAAUUUAAUUACUGACACACAUGCGAUAUAAAAUAUAAUUAAAACAAUUUUUUUUAUUUAUUGUCAUUGUUCUUUUUUUAGUUACAAAUCUCGGUUUUAACUGAUUCAAUAAAAAAAGUUUAACUUUUCAUUAAAAAUUAAUGAUAAAUAUAUUUUAAUUUUUUAAAAUACUUCAAGCAUUUAAUAUAUAAUUUUAAUAUUUAAAAACAAAAAACAAAUAAAUGCUGUUUUAUUAUUAUUAAUUUUUUUUUUUUUCAAUCAAAUGAAAAGUUAGUUUUUUUUUUUUUUUUACAAAUACUCAGUAUUAUUGUGCCAUUUUUUAGCCGGGGCUUGUCAAAAAAAAAAUAUAUAUAAUAAAAUUUCGUUGGCUUAAGCAUUGUUGUAAGGAAAAAUUAAAAAGAUUAAAAAAAUGUUAAUAUAAAAAUAUUCCUUGCCAAAAAUAAAUGUUGCAAUGUAGAAGUGUUAGAAAUGAAAGAAAAAAAAAACGAGUACUUCCCAGUCAGAGUCGCAAAUAAAAAUAUUUUUACUAUGCCUUGAAGAAAAUAGUAUGUGCAAUAUUUUAAGUUACCAAAUAAAUAAGUGCUGAAUAAAUUGUAUAAUUAUAUUAUCUAAAAAAUAAUAAUAACAAUAAUGAAAUAGAAAAAUUAUAAAAAAGAAAAAAAAUAAAGUUCAUGUAAAUCAAAAAUUUAAAAGAAAAUCAAAAACUUUUGAUAGUACUUGUUUGAUGUACAGAUAAAAUAAAUGAAAUAUUAAUUUGAAUAAAAUUUGUAUGUUUUUUUUGACGUUUAACCAUUUAAAAACAAUUCAAAAUUGAAAAACAAAAAAUUGUAUUAUCAAAGUAAACAAAAUUGCAGCGACAAUAAAACGAUUAAUCAUGAAAAAAAUAUAAAAAAAAUUGUUUUUACUGCUGGAAUAAUAAAUAAGCCCUUAAAAUUCAAAUAACUUGUGGUAUAAAAUGACAAAAUAAUUAUAGUAAUUAUAAUAAUUAACAUAAUUAUUAUUUUUUUUUAUUAAAUCGUGAGAUGAAAAUUAUAUAAAUAAGUAACGAAGUACAAAAAUAUUUAAUCAAAGUUAUUAUGGUUAAUAACAAAUGAUGCAUAAUAAUCUACAAAUGAUGAUUAUUUUCUUAUUACAUUUUUUUUAAUCUCAACAAUGUACGGUUAUAUAAAUUCUUAAAAUUUAAUUGUUUAUUUUUUUUUUUUCUUCAUCAGUUUAAAAAUGAAUUACAAAUGAUAAUUCCAAUUAAAAUGGAAACACGUAGGCAGCUGAGUAAACUUAUUAUUAAAUCUCAUAUAAAGAGCAAUACUUUUUCUUUUUUUUUUUUGUUAAUGAACAACUGAAUUUGUAAUAUCAAUUUAACAAUUAUUCUUUAUUUAAUUAUCUCACAGUAGUUUAGCUUCUUCUUUGACUUUCCAUUGUAUCAAUUCCAUACAAGCAACUGCAUCUUCUUUACUAUCAUG